AUCACCCACUCGGCCUAGUCGCGCGUUCAACGUUCCGCGCAUCGGUUGUCGCCGCCUUCCAAUCGCAUUAUGUGUGCCCAACUGGAGAGCCAUGGUGGCAGUGAAAGUAAUAACAAUUGCGUCAAGGAUGUCAGGCUCCUGCUGCUGCCAGAGAACUCUUCGGAUUCGGAUGGCAAUCCGGCGAGUGUCGUUUCCAGCGCGGAAUCGCACAAGAAAUCCAUUGAUGACCUGACACAAACCAUUGGCGUGGGCCAUGUGAGGAGGAAGCGAUUGUGGCGGGUGCCCUGGUUUAUUUUGCUGAUGAGUUUUAUGCAGAUAUCAUUGCACUGGCUAGCUGGAGAGUGUGUGCAAAAACUACUGAUCUUCAAGCCGGAGUGGAGCGGCGAGUACUGGCGACUACUGACCUACAUGCUGCUCCAUUCCGAUUACUGGCACCUGACUCUCAACAUUUGCUUUCAGUGCUUUAUAGGUAUCUGCCUGGAAGUGGAGCAGGGUCACUGUCGCCUGGCCGUGGUCUAUAUGAUGGGUGGCGUUGCCGGUUCGUUGGCCAAUGCCUGGCUGCAGCCCCAUCUCCAGCUGGUGGGGGCCUCCGCCGGGGUCUAUGCCAUGCUGGGAAGUCAUGUGCCGCACCUGGUUCUGAACUUUUCGCAAUUGUCGCAGCGCUUCGCCCGCGUCGCCUCCCUCUUGAUUCUGCUCCUCAGCGAUGUGGGCUUCACAACUUACCACUUCUGCCACAAUCACAAUCGCAAUCCGCGGACCAGUCUGGAGGCCCAUAUUGGAGGGGGCGUGGCCGGACUUGUGUGCGGUUUUAUCAUCUACCGACGCCUGCAGCCAUCAAAUCAAAAGGCCAUUUACUCUUAGUCUCAAUUAAGAUAGUUCAUUUCACAUACAAAUAAUAUUUAAUUUAAUUUACAUUUAAUGUAUAGCAAAAAGCUGAUUUAAAGCAACUUGAAGGCAGUUACUUUAAUCUUAUCUUAUCUU
This is a messenger RNA of Drosophila erecta, 981 nucleotides long. RefSeq names its product protein rhomboid. Gene Ontology annotation, cellular component: membrane. NCBI's taxonomy places the organism in Eukaryota, Metazoa, Arthropoda, Insecta, Diptera, Drosophilidae. Gene Ontology annotation, molecular function: serine-type endopeptidase activity. The record is from RefSeq and is a predicted model, not a curated record. The transcript is spliced from 4 exons. The coding region runs from base 70 to 861 and encodes 263 amino acids.